Molecule: messenger RNA, 1065 nt
Organism: Komagataella phaffii GS115
Lineage: Eukaryota; Fungi; Ascomycota; Pichiomycetes; Pichiales; Pichiaceae
Exons: 1
Coding region: 1-1065 (354 amino acids)
Source: RefSeq, a predicted model, not a curated record
AUGCCCCCAAAGACCCCAGCGUGGAAGAAAAUUGGCCUCAAGGUCCAAAAUGAGAUUUUGAAUGACCCCUUUAGUGUGGAACAUUUAGAAGGAGCUAUAAAAACCACAAAGAAACGCACACGAGAGCCUGUCAAAAGUGAGCCUGAGGGGAGUAAGAAGGCUCCAAAGAGAAAGAAGUUACCCAAAUCAGAAAGGCCACCCCCACCAGAAAAAGAUCAGCUUGCUUAUCUUAGACAGUUUCAUGAGGAUAGAGAUAAUUGGAAAUUUUCCAAGCAGAAACAGAACUGGGUGUUGAGACACCUUUCUGUUAUUCCUUCCGAGUAUGAGGCAGCUCUAAGUAGUUACCUGGAGGGAAUGCAGGGGCAAUCUCGAGACCGUUUGGUUGGAGAGUUCAAAACGGUUGUAGAACGAUGGAAUGCGUUCUGUGAGCAAGCAGAGCAGAAGCUGAUAAAGCAACUUGAGGAAAACGUAAAGAACGGACAGACCAAGGAAGAGGCAGAGGAAAAGGAAGGAGAAGAUGAAGAGAAGGAGACAAAGGAAGAGAUCAAGGCUCCUGAGUAUGAUUAUGUGAUCAGAGCCAGCAGAUUGUUUAAUGUUCUUACUGGAGAGAAGAUAUACGUGAAAAACGUCGAAAUGGAGGAAGAGAAGGAGGAAGAGAAGGAGGGGGAAGAAAAAGAUUUAGUAGAGGAAGAAAAACAGGAAAAUGAUGAAAAAGUAGAGGAAAUAGAUCAUAAACAUAAAUCAAAAGACAGGGAAGAUGCAGAGGAUGUUAGGGAUGAAGGUUUGAGCAAUUUAAUUGUGGAGAAGGUCGAAGUAACCGAGUUUAUUGACGAUACUGACUAUUUGGACAAAGAUGAAAAGGACGCAGAGGAAUCCGAGGCUACUAAUGAAGAUAAGCAGGAUGAGGAAACCGAAAAGAAGGAGAAGAAGGAGAAGAAAGAAAAGAAGGAGAAGAAAGAAAAGAAGGAGAAGGAGAAGAAGGAGAAGAAGGAGAAGAAGGAGAAGAAGGAGAAGAAGGAGAAGAAGGAGAAGAAGAAAGAAAAGAAAGAACGAAAAUCUACCUGA